AUGUCAGACCACAAACCUGUAUCGAGUACUUUACGAAUAGGUGUAAACUUAGUAAAUUUCGAUAUUCGUAAUGACAUUGUGACUGAGACGUUGAAAAAGUUCGACAAAGCUGAAAAUGCUGCUAGACCAGUGAUUUCCAUUGAACCGCUUGAGCUGACAUCCAGUGGUCUCGUGCUUCAUGAGCAGGACGUGUAUACUACUAUCUCACAUAAUAGCAUACUCUCAGGUCAGCAAGCAGGCUCUCGAAUUGUUGAAUGGGAAGCUAUAAUUUCUGAUCCCAACAUAAAAGUAGUACCUGACCGAGAGUCACUACCAGCAGGUGGCAGUCAGAGAGUCAAAUUGUCUACUACACUUGGAGUACCAGGAAGCAGUGAUACCAAUAGCAAGUCGCCUUUACAAUCGGUAGUAGUCGUGCACAUCAAAAGACGCCCAGGACAUAUUUGUUAG
Molecule: messenger RNA, 447 nt
Organism: Sugiyamaella lignohabitans
Lineage: Eukaryota; Fungi; Ascomycota; Dipodascomycetes; Dipodascales; Trichomonascaceae
Product: putative type II inositol 1,4,5-trisphosphate 5-phosphatase
Exons: 1
Coding region: 1-447 (148 amino acids)
Source: RefSeq, a predicted model, not a curated record